Molecule: messenger RNA, 1327 nt
Organism: Cylicocyclus nassatus
Lineage: Eukaryota; Metazoa; Nematoda; Chromadorea; Rhabditida; Strongylidae
Source: the annotation of a GenBank genome assembly
AUGAAGGAAAACCCAAGCAUUCUUGCUUCUCUUCCAGAUGUCUUGCCACAAGACGAAUCUAGCGAUUCUAUAAGUGAUCCAAGUAUAGAAGAGAUAAAUCAGAGGGAAGGAAUAGCUGAGUAUCUCUUUCAAGGCGACAUUAAUCUCACUGAUGAACAGCUUGAAUGGAUUGAAAACAGCAUUAAAUCAGAAAAUAACACUCGGGAAAAGCGACAAGUGGACAGCGGUGCUCGCUUAUGGACCGAUAAUCGCGUUUUCUAUUUCUUUGACAUCAGCAUAGAUGCUCGAAUGAAAAGAAUCGUGAAGGAAGCCUUGAAGUACUUGCAAGAGAGGACAUGUCUUGAGUUUACGGAAAGUACAACUGCUCCGAAUAGGAUAAGGGUUUUUAGCGGGGCCGGAUGCUUCGCAACGAUUGGCAUGGCUGGAGGAGUUCAAGAAUUGUCCCUGGGCAAAGGAUGCGAAGCUGUUGGUAUUGCCGCACACGAAUUCGCUCAUGCACUUGGAAUUUGGCACAUGCAAAUGAGGGAUGAUCGCGAUAAUUUCGUUCAAGUUGAUUUGUCUGCUGUGCCGUUGAGCAUGUUGCACAAUUACAUCAAAUUGCCUUCGAGUCGUAUCAUCAACUACACACCCUACGAAUAUGGCAGUUAUAUGCACUAUGAUGCCAGAUCGUUUGCCACCACCGGAAACUCGCUUAUUCCACGUGAUCCAAAUUAUCUUCGCACCAUAGGGUCACGCGUAAUCUCCUUCUAUGAUAUAAAGACUAUAAACGAUCAUUACAAAUGUCGUUCUCGAUGCGCUUCUGGAUCUGCGAAAUGCUUCAACGGUGGUGAGCCGAACCCACGAAACUGUGCCGUCUGUAACUGUCCAGCUGGAUAUGGUGGAUCUUUCUGCAAUCAGCGACCACCUGGAUGCGGUGAAUACCUCAAAGCAAGUGAAAAAUGGCAGAAGAAGGAGUUCACCUUCGGCGAUUCAAAAGUUCAUAUCAUUAGGGAGACAUACACGGAAUGUAACCAUUGGAUACGGGCCCCACCAGGAAAACGUAUCCAAAUCCGAAUCAAAUCAUUGCAAAACUCUCAAUGUCACAAUGGUUGUACGCUCAAUGCUAUCGAACCCCGAAUCAGAGAAGACAAGACGGUCACGAAUCCUAGGAUUUGCUGCACCGAUUCGUUGAAUAGAACUCUCAAUAGCCACUUGAAUCCUACGCCAAUAAUAUCGUACAGUAGAUUCCUUACAUCAACAUUUGCUUUUCUUUACAGGUUCAUAUAAUACGUUGUGUAUUUCAUGUACAUAUUUCAGGAAUUAUUCGUUUGAUUAUGAGAAAAAGUAC